AUUUCACAAUCUUUAAAAUGCAAAAUCUAGCUUUUAAAAAAGACAAAAUCAAAAGGUUUUUCACACAAGCUUUCUUAAAUAAUGAUUGGUACCGCAAUUAAAUCGGACGAUAAGGAAUUAGACAAGAGGAUCAUCAACUUUUGUGACCUUCCAGACGAUGUGUUGUUUUCAAUUUUCAGAAAGUUGGACAUCAAAUCCUUGUCCACCUUAUGUCGAGUUUGUUGCAGAUUGAAAGAUCUGCUCAGCAGUGACCAUGCUUGGGUGCUUUUUUCUCAUAAUUUCAAUGUGAUUCAUUUUGAGGAAGACGUACUUCCUCUGAAAGAGAAGUUCAGGAUUUCCCAUAAUAGAGAAAAAGGAACCUGCCAUGAAUCAUUACUUGCCAACUUUUCAAAAAGACAAAUGCCAUGGAUGCAGUAUCACAAUGGGAACCUAUGGGUCUCAUCUAAGAAUGAGAUUCAGUCUUAUAGCCCUGGCAGAGGCAAACAAUUGAAAGUCAAUAAAAAGAAUAAUCCAUACAAACUUCAGAGAGAUGUCACUAAAUUUGUCACUAAAGAAGACAGGAUUGUCAGCGGAUGCUUGGAUGGCAGUAUUCACAUAUGGGAAGCAGGAGGUACUCACACAGUAGUGGAGAAGGCCCACCCAUUAGACACACAGGCUGUGGAUUGUCAUAAUGGUAUCCUGGUCUCUGGCUCAAGGGAUGCAACUCUAAAGGUUUUUAGGCUACAGUCGGAUAACUAUAGUGGCAUCACUGGUGUUGAGGAGAAGUGCUGCUUUCCUGUAGGGGACAGGGUGUGGUCCCUUACCCUCUCUCAGUGUGGCAGCUUUUGUGCAUGUGGAACAGCAUUUUGUGAAGGAGAUGCUCCUAUAUCUUUGUUGGAUUUGAACAAACAGUGUGCUGUUAACCAGUUAGGCACAGAACACAAGAUUGGUGCAGGUGUCCUUGACAUGCAGUAUGAGAAUGAACACACAUUGCUGACUUGUGGAUAUGACACAUUUAUACACAUGUGGGACCUCCGAAUCAACAGAUGCAUCUGUUCCUGGGAACAAAGGUUUGACUCUGCAUAUUACUGUCUCAAGUCAGAUGGUCACAUGAACAUAUUUGCUGGAGCUUCACGACAUGGAUUAGUGGAUCUUUGGGACAAACGGAAAACAAGUAAACCUGUCCAAUCCUUUUAUAUAGGCCAUCAGAACAGUCCUGUUUAUUCCUUGGCUUUUGACAGUAAAAGACUUUAUGCUGCACUGGACUUACAAGUCAAGAUUCUAGAUUUCAGUUGUUAUCAGUAAAUUGAUAUACAUGUAUGACUCAGGGUUACUUGUAAUAUUUUAAACUCUACGUCCUGGUGACUGAACUUUUAAUAUUUUUGUUUGUCACCAGGGUCACUUAUGACCUAUUGCUAUGAGUUAUUGUACAUUACUGUAUAUUUUUUUGUAAACUUCUGAACAUUUUCAGUUUGUUUGAUGAAAUGGCUGAACUAAUUUUUACCGAUUUCUGUAUGUAGCUGGGGCUAAAGGGUGGGACUGGGGCUUCAGGGGUGAGAUUAAUCCCAUCAAGAUUCUUUCAAUCUUCAGAAAUCUUCUUCUGUACUCCAAAAUAUCUAACAGAAAAGCUGUUAGCAUUAUAAACACCUGGCAACUUUCCAAAAAUUAAUUGAAUUAAUAGCCCAUUUGUCUCAUGACCCAAAGUGAGGCUUUAAAUUGAUCCCUUAAUGAAAAUAAAAUUCAUAACAUCUUUCAGUUUUUUUUUUUUUAUACCUUAGGGAAAUCUAGCAAGCAAACUGUUUCAGGAUCAUAGGAACAGUUAUCCCUCUCCCAAAUUUUUGAAAUUUGUUUACUUUGAGAGUGAGGGAAAGGAAUCACACCCCAGGGUCAGACAUAGUUGAUCAUCUCAAUGCUUUUGAAAAAUUUUCUUUUUAUCAUGCAGGUCAUCUAGCAGGCAAACUUUGUAUGAUUACAUUUUUGCCUUGUAACAAUAUCAUGAAAAUCAAUGUCAGCUCAGGUCCUAGGGUGGAACUUUGUUGGACAUAUAUUGAAAAUGCAUUAUGCUUUAGAAUUUCUUAUGUCUGUAUAUGUAGCAAAAAAUCAUGUGUGUAAUAAGAAUAAACUUUAAGCCCCUUAUCAAAUUGUGAAUUUUGUGUCCUCUGGACUCAGACACAAGUGUGGGGCUAAUUUCAUCAUUGAAUAUACAUGUAUCAUUGUUAAUUAUGUUUUAAAAUAUCCUUAACUCCUUAGCAUCUAGGUAAGAAACUUCAAGUCGGUAGGAAACAAUCCUCUAUGUGUUUGUAAUUUCAUGUCACAUAUGGGUCUAUAUCCUGUCCCAGUUUGAGCUAAGUCAGUCAUAGGCUGAGAAACUCAUGAUACUCAGGUGACUAUAAGGCCCAUGGGCCUCUAAUGCACUGUUUUGUCUUUUUUGAUGUCUUUCAAUUAAUUAAAAAAUCUACAUAUCUA
Molecule: messenger RNA, 2445 nt
Organism: Saccostrea echinata
Lineage: Eukaryota; Metazoa; Mollusca; Bivalvia; Ostreida; Ostreidae
Product: F-box/WD repeat-containing protein 4-like
Exons: 9
Coding region: 82-1284 (400 amino acids)
Biological process (GO): SCF-dependent proteasomal ubiquitin-dependent protein catabolic process
Cellular component (GO): SCF ubiquitin ligase complex
Molecular function (GO): protein binding
Source: RefSeq, a predicted model, not a curated record